Penaeus monodon (black tiger shrimp) is the source of this 601-nucleotide messenger RNA. RefSeq names its product dystrophin-like. The coding region runs from base 1 to 504 and encodes 167 amino acids. Gene Ontology annotation, biological process: synaptic signaling. The transcript has 6 exons. Gene Ontology annotation, molecular function: protein binding. Gene Ontology annotation, cellular component: plasma membrane. The record is from RefSeq and is a predicted model, not a curated record. NCBI's taxonomy places the organism in Eukaryota, Metazoa, Arthropoda, Malacostraca, Decapoda, Penaeidae.
AUGCCUGUCAGUAUCAUUGAAGCUCAGACACAGAGAGUCUUCUUGAAGACUUUGGUUGGACCAACAACAGAUCUGCUUAGAGAACAAAUUGCAGCUCACCAAAGUCUUCAAGAAGACCUGGAAAGUGAACAAGCUAACAUCAACUCCCUCUCCAACAUGGUGGUGGUUGUUGAUGAGAGUAGCUCAGACAGUGCUUAUUCAUCAUUGGAAGAUGAAUUGAAUGCCUUGGGAGAAAGAUGGGCCCAUAUCUGCAGAUGGGCUGAAUCACGCUGGAAAACUUUGCAGACAUUAUCUGUUCACUGGACACACUAUGAACAAGAAAUGAACAAGAUGGGAGAGUGGAUGAAUGAAAAAGAAUCAUUAUUACGUGAGGUAGAAAGUAACCCAUCUUCGGAUCAGGAGCACAUCCUUCGUCAAGCAAGCAUGCUCCAGAUUCUGCAAGCAAGAGGAAAGUACAACAUCGCCUUUUUGAACAUUUGCAAGAAGAGAGUGCCAAAGUUUUAAGCCAUUUACCACAGGACUCACCUGGCCAGGAAAAAAUCCCAUCUGAGUUAGAAAUGGUCCAAGACCGCUUAGACUGCCUCGUCGUACAUUAAAAGUC